AUGACCUAUUGGGAUGAGAAGAUGAGAGGGAGAUGGUUUGGUUUGAGGAUCCGUUCCUUCGUUGGUCCUGCAGGUAUUGGUUGUUGUAUGCAUGAUGAAGUUGGGACGGAAUUGGCUAGGGCAGCUAAACCCAUAGGACUUGUGUCCAACAAUAGGGCUGAAAUAUUAGCCCUCAUUGAAGGUCUUCUUCUCUACCAAAAUAGGGGCAUUCGCAAAUUGGCUAUUGAAGGAGACUCGGCCAUUAUCAUUAAUGGCCUCAGAAAAGGCUCCCUUUCUGAUUGGAAGCUAAAUGUGCUCUUAACAAGAGCUCUUUGUCUCCUAAACAAUUUUGAGAAAUUGACCUUCAAUCAUAUCUAUCGAGAAGGAAAUUCUAGAGCAGAUGCAUUGGCUAAUGCCAGAGCUGCUAGUCAGUUUAUAAGUUAA
Molecule: messenger RNA, 423 nt
Organism: Cryptomeria japonica (Japanese cedar)
Lineage: Eukaryota; Viridiplantae; Streptophyta; Pinopsida; Cupressales; Cupressaceae
Exons: 2
Coding region: 1-423 (140 amino acids)
Molecular function (GO): nucleic acid binding; RNA-DNA hybrid ribonuclease activity
Source: RefSeq, a predicted model, not a curated record